This is a messenger RNA of Alosa alosa (allis shad), 11463 nucleotides long. RefSeq names its product calmodulin binding transcription activator 1a (gene camta1a). Gene Ontology annotation, biological process: regulation of transcription by RNA polymerase II. Lineage: Eukaryota; Metazoa; Chordata; Actinopteri; Clupeiformes; Clupeidae. The record is from RefSeq and is a predicted model, not a curated record. Gene Ontology annotation, cellular component: nucleus. Gene Ontology annotation, molecular function: double-stranded DNA binding; transcription coregulator activity; protein binding.
GGUACCCACGGUCGUGAAGAGGAGGAGGAUGUGGCGCGCGGAGGGGAAAUGGCUGCCGAAAACAAGCCGGAAGGACUGAAGAAAAUCCGUAAUCCAGAUCGAAUGUACAGAUCAGCUGUGUGCUAUGCCGGCCAUGCUCCUCCUAAGGGUGUCAAUGCUGACACAGAGAUGAACAAUGAACAUGGACAUUUGAAAAUAUACCUGCCCAAAAAGCUGCUUGAAUGUCUACCAAAAUGCUCCUCGUUGCCAAAGGAGAGACACAGGUGGAACACCAAUGAGGAAAUCGCAGCUUACUUGAUAACAUUCGAAAAGCAUGAGGAAUGGUUAACAACGUCCCCUAAAACAAGGCCACAGAAUGGGUCGAUGAUUCUGUACAACAGGAAGAAGGUGAAGUACAGGAAGGACGGCUACUGCUGGAAGAAGAGGAAAGAUGGCAAGACCACGCGGGAGGACCACAUGAAGCUCAAGGUCCAGGGGGUGGAGUGUCUGUAUGGUUGCUACGUCCACUCCUCCAUCAUCCCCACCUUCCACCGCAGGUGCUACUGGCUGCUCCAGAACCCAGACAUCGUGCUGGUCCACUACCUGAAUGUUCCGGCCAUCGAGGACUGCGGGAAGCCGUGCGGGCCCAUCCUCUGCUCCAUCAACACGGACAAGAAGGAGUGGGCCAAGUGGACCAAGGAGGAACUCAUUGCCCAACUCAAGCCCAUGUUUCAUGGCAUCAAGUGGACUUGCAGCAAUGGGAGCAGCAGCUCAGGCUUCUCAGUGGAGCAGCUGGUGCAGCAGAUACUGGACAGCCACCAGACCAAGCCAACUCCCCGGACCCACAACUGCCUGUGCACAGGCACCCUGGGUGCUGGGAGCAGCCUGCACCAUAAGUGCAACAGUGCCAAACACCGCAUCAUCUCCCCCAAAGUGGACCCGCGCUCCAGCAGCCACAGUAGCCACAGCGAGGUGCAGAACAGCGACGUGUCCGAGGGGAAGACCGAGCUCAUACACAGCAAGAAUGGCGGGGGUGGAGGAGGAGGAGGAGCGGGCGGCAGGGGCGCCCGGGAGAAGCGCAAUGGCAAGGUGGCAAGCCGGCGCUGCUGCACCAGAACAGCACCAGAGGUGUCGUCCAGCAACCAGGUGGAGGUGCCGGACACCACGCAGAGCUCGCCGGUGUCCAUCAGCAGCGGGCUGAACAGCGAGCCCGACAUGGCCGACAGCCCAGUGGUCAGCGCCAUGGCGCACGUCACCUCCGUCAUGGGCAGCCUGUCCCAGAGCAGCGUCUUCAUGUCCGAGGUGAGCGCCGACCCGGUCUACAGCAUGUCACCCACAGGGGGCGCCAACGCACACCUACUGGGCACAGAGACCACCCCGGGGGGACUGGUGCUGGCGGUGGCCACCGACGGACACAAGUUUGCCUUCCCUGGCGCGGUGGGCCUGGGAGAAGGAGCCGGUGCGGAUGGGCUCGCCAUGCUGACGGCCGGAAGCGUCUCCGAGGAGCUCGUCCUCUCCAGCAGCCUGGACACCACCACCAUCAAGCUGCCCGAGGCCACCAUGAACUUUGACCCCGACUGCUUCCUCAACAACCCCAAGCAGGGCCAGACGUACGGCGGCAGCGCCAUGAAGAUAGAUGGGGGCUCGUCCGGGAGCGCGUCCUCGUCCUCGGGGGCCGGCAGCUCCAACGGCAGCCUGCAGCACUCGCCCUCCAUGUCCGACUCCAGCUACGGCUAAGCCGCCCUGGUGAAGAACAUCAAGACGGAGGACACUUCCUUUGAGCAGCAGCUGGCCAAGGAAGGCUACCAGGUGGGGGAGGUGGGCAGUGGCGGAGGGGGCAUCUCGGGUUCUACCGGGCGGAAACUCGGCCACAAGGCUCCCUGGCUCUGACCCCCACCGGUUCUCUGCUGCCCAUCCGGUGGAGGCCUGAGUCCCAGCACCACCUUGGAGCAGAUGGACUUCAGUGCCAUUGAUGCCAAGCAGGACUUCUCCGCCUCCGUGGCCACGUCGGUGGGCUAUGGCGUCCAUGCCAUGUCCAGCCCCCAUCUGGCCCACCAGGGCCGCUCGCCCAGCUUCUUCCUGCAGGACGCGCCGCAGACCAGCCAGGCCCAGCAGCAGCAGCAACAGCAGGGCAGGUCCAACGUGGGGCAGAAGAGCCACCUCUCCCUGGAGCACAACUCCCACGACGGCUCCUACAUGGGCCUGCAGGUGGUCAAGACCGACUCGCCCGGCAGCAACGGCCACCUCCACCACCACCACGCACACCAGAGUCAGCACAGAACCAACUGCAACGGGGUCUCCGCCUCCGAGGGCCAAGGCCAAGCCAGCUCGCUCCAGCUGCUGCAGUACCAGGGAGGCUUCCCUGGACUGGGCCCUGAGCACGAGGAGGUGGUGGGCCUGGAGCAGCAAGGCAGCGUGAGCGCCGGCCAGGCCGGGGUCACCGAGAACGGGGGAGAUGGCCUACUCAAGGCCGGGGAUCACCUCCAGGCCUGUGGAGGAGGAGGAGGAGGAGGAGGAGGCAAUGGCGAGGGUGGAGGAGGCGCAGCGGAGCACUACAUGCAGCAGAACGCAGAGGCCGGGGGAGGAGCUGGAGCCGAGGGCAUGAGGAACGGCAAUGGUGGCAACGUGAAUGGCAACUCCUCCCAGCAGCAGCAGCAGCUUCAGCCCCUCCUGCAGGGGGCAGGCCUGGUCCAGGGGCUCUACAACACCGUGGCUGCCCACCAGGGUCUGAGUGGCGGGGGGGCAGGCGGAGGCACAUCCGGGAGCAUGGAGAUCAGCCUGGACCACUUCGACAUCUCCUUCGGCAACCAGUUCUCUGACCUCAUCAACGACUUUAUCUCCGUGGACGGAGGGGCCACGGCCGUGGGGCCCGGGGCCGGCCUCUACGCCCACCAGCUGGUGGCGCCGCAGGGCUCCGACGGCCAGGCGGGCUCCGGGGGCGCCCAGUCCCAGGGCCAGGAGGACGGGGCCAACAGGGGCACCAGCUACAGUCCCGCAGAGCUCUGUCUCCAGUCCUGCUGCAGCCCCCAGUCCCUGGGAGGAGGAGGCGCCGGAGGAGGCUCCAGGGAGCAGGGCUCGCUGGCCUACAUGCAGGUGGCGGAGGUGGUGUCCGCUGCUGUGGCUCAAGGGGCCCUAGGGAUGCUGCAGGCUACAGGCAGGCUCUUCAUGGUCACUGAUUACUCCCCUGAAUGGUCCUACCCUGAGGGAGGGGUGAAGGUGCUCAUCACUGGCCCCUGGCAGGAGGCCAGCAGUAACUACAGCUGCCUGUUUGACCAGAUCUCUGUGCCGGCCUCCCUCAUCCAGCCUGGAGUCCUGCGCUGCUACUGCCCUGCACAUGACACCGGCCUGGUGACCCUGCAGGUGGCGGUCAGCAGCCAGAUCAUCUCCAACUCGGUGGUGUUUGAGUACAAGGCCCGUGCACUGCCCUCCCUGCCCUCCUCACAGCACGACUGGCUCUCUCUGGACGAUAACCAGUUCAGAAUGUCCAUCCUGGAGCGGCUGGAGCAGAUGGAGCGCAGGAUGGCCGAGAUGGCCGGCCACCAGCAGCAGGGCGGUGGAGGAGCGGGAGGCGCCGGAGCCGGAGGAGGCGCAGUAGGAGGAGGUGGUGCAGGAGGAGGAGGAGGUGGAGGAUCAGGAGGAGGCGGCGCUGGCGGAGGCAAUGGAGGAAACAGUGGGCAGUCUCAGUGCGUAUCGGUGCAGGGCCAGGCGGGCAGCUCCUUCGAGAGCCGCGUGGUGGUGGUGUGUGAGAAGAUGAUGAAUCGCGCCUGCUGGGCCAAGUCCAAGCAUCUCAUCCACUCCAAGACCUUCCGCGGAAUGACCCUGCUACACCUGGCCGCCGGGCAGGGCUACGCCACCCUCAUCCAGACCCUCAUCAAGUGGCGCACGAAGCAUGCUGACAGUAUUGAUCUGGAGCUGGAGGUCGACCCUCUCAACGUAGAUCACUUCUCCUGCACCCCUCUGAUGUGGGCCUGUGCGCUGGGUCACCUGGAAGCCGCCGUGGUCCUGUACAAGUGGGACCGCCGGGCGCUGGCCAUCCCCGACUCUCUGGGCCGGCUGCCGCUGUCCAUCGCCCGCUCUCGCGGCCACACCAAGCUGGCCGAGUGCCUGGAGCAACUGCAGCGGGAGGAGCAGCAGACGCCCGCCUCCCUGCCCCCUCCACCGCCUCCCCCACCCAGCUCCCGCCUGGGCUUCUCCCCCGGACCAGGCCCCGGCUCCGGCCACGACGCACCCACCUCCGACGGCAGCGGCUGGAUGGUCAACUGGGCCGCGGACGCAGUGAUGGCCCCCAGUGGGCAGAGGAGUGGUUCGGGCACCACCACCACCAGCACAGCCAGCAGCGUGACCUCCGACCUGAGGAGGCCGAGGUCAGAGCCCUCCCACUACUACAGCAGUGAGUGUCAGCGGGACCUGCCCCUGGCCAAGAAACACAAGCCCAACCCUGAGGCCACAGGGGCCCACACGAGACCCGACAAGGCCAUGUCCGUCCCCCUCAGCCUGGAGCAGCAGCAGCUCCACAAGCUCUCCUCCAACCCCAAGACCCUCUCGCCCCAGCCUCUCAGCCCAGACAAGGGCCUCGAGGACGGGGCAGCCAGCGGAGGUGGAGUCGGUGGUGGUGGAGGUGGUCCGUUCCGGGCAGCGGGGACCAAGUGGAGCUCGAGGGAGGUGUAUUCUGGGAGGAAGGGUGGAGGAGGUGGAGGAGGCGGAGGAGGUGGUGGGAGCCUGGGGAAGGAGAAGCUGGCGGGGAGACUGAGGCAGCGUGAGCCCCUCAGCAUGCUAAUGAUGACGGAGAGGGAGAUGGUGGACACGGAGCUGCUAAGCUACAGGGAGGAUCUGGAGAACCAGGACUGCCUCACACACAUGGACGACCUGCAGGUGAACAUGAUGACCUUGGCUGAGCACAUCAUCGAGGCUACGCCCGAGCGCAUCAAGCAGGAGAACUUUGCUGCCGUGGAGCCUGCGCCCCUUGACAGUGCUGGCGUCAACAACACCAUGAGCUGGCUUGCCAGUUACCUGGGCGACGCCGAACACCUCCCCAGCAUCAUCCAUCUCCGGUCCCUGUACAGCGAGCCCCUGACCCCCUCGUCCAACCCCGGCCUGAGCCCCGGCGGGUCGCCUCUCCGCGAGGGGCCGCUGGACAAGCCCGGCCUGCCCUCCCCGGCCGAGUGGAGCGAGUUCCUGAGCGCGUCCAACAGCAAGGUUGAGCGGGACCUGGCCCAGCUCACGCUGUCCGACCCCGAGCAGAGGGAGCUGUACGAGGCCGCCCGGCUGGUGCAGACCGCCUUCCGCAAGUGCAAGGGCCGACCGCUGCGAGAGCAACAGGACGUAGCCGCUGCCGUCGUUCAGCGCUGUUACAGAAAGUAUAAACAGCUAACAUGGAUAGCCUUGAAGUAUGCACUUUAUAAGAAGAUGACGCAGGCCGCCAUCCUAAUCCAGAGUAAGUUCCGCAGCUACCACGAGCAGAAGAAGUUCCAGCAGAGCCGGCGGGCAGCUAUGCUGAUCCAGCAAUACUACCGCAGCUACAAGGAGUUCGGCCGCCUGCGGCCACACCGCCGGACUGCCUCUGCCGCCCUGGUGCAGCACAAACUCAGAAGCAGUCUGCUCACCAAGAGGCAGGACCAGGCCGCCCGCAAGAUUAUGAGGUUCCUUCGCCGCUGUCGCCACAGCCCUUUGAUGGACCAUAGACUGUUCAAGCGGAGUGAAAGAAUUGAGAAGAACCAGGGAACAUGAGAACCUGCAGAAGAGCCCCCUCACCAUGUGACAUCAUUCGUCCAGAUCUCCUCGUCUUUCUGUUUUUCCGUUUGAACCAGAGAUGUUUUACAACAGAAGAAAAAAAAAAGAAAAUGAAAAAAGAUAUGAAAAUUAAUUGAGAACACUGUAACUAUUACUACUACGGUACUAUUGAUUCUACUUCUGCGUGUACAUGUAAAACAGCAGUUUUUCAUAUCUCCUCUGUCUUUCUUUAUGAGGGAAAAAGGCCACUUUUAUGACUUCAACAAAAAACUCUGUAAAGGGGAGACUUGUAAGAGGAAGGACAUUCGCUUCAUGGCAUUGUUUGCACUUUUUUUCAUGGAUUGAUUUCUCAUUUGUUUUGAAUUAUUUUUUUGGAAGCAUGAAUAGUGGAAAAAAAAAUAAGGAUACUAGAAAGGACCCUUAACAUCAUGAGGAUCACACAAAGUGGACAAAGAGAAGAAGACAACGAGCCAUGACAAGCUAUGGAGUCAUCCGGGGAACGGAGAGAAACCAGGCUCUAUAUGUGUGUCAUGUUUUUAUGUGACUUACUGAUCAUGUCGGAGGCAAAACAAAAAGAACCAAACAUUGUUGGUAAUUCAUAAACCACUUGUAUACACACCGAAAGAAACAAACAACGUACCAAUCUGGCAUCAUCUUCAUGAAAUAAAUAUCUAGCCAGUCCUUUGUUAAGAGGGAUCAAAACUUCCCAUGAACGUUGGAGAGGUGUGGGCAAAGUCAACGCAAAUCUUAUUUUGCUGUCUUUGACAAGAAUUGGAGGGGAAUCAAAUUGGACUAAAGUGUUUAUUUUAACUGACUUAUAAAAUAUGAAGUGUUAAAUAUUUAUAAUAACUUGGGGAGGGAUAUGCACAUUUUCAUUUGUCUUGUUUUUUCCUUUGUUCCGUUGCUUGAAUCAACACCACGACCGUCUUAAUUAAAAGUCAAUAUUAGUGCUGGUCUGCAACGUGUGUGUGUGUGUGUGUGUGUGCAUCGUAGCUCAUCAUGAGCAACGGGACACAGAAACCCGCGAGGCCGGAGGAGGCUGCAUGCUCUCAGGUCUGUGCUGUCUGUGGCAUGCUUGAAAUGUGGUCUUCGUUGUCUUUAGUCAUUUUUUAACUGGGUGUUUCCUGUCAUGGAACUCUCAUUUGGCCUGGAGUCAGUAAGCCCAACACACCUCCCCCACAGUUCAUAGAGUUUGGUCAUUAAAGUUAUUAAGGUGUUGACAUAAUGAACCACGUGUUAUUUCAAUUUGGUCUUUAUGUCCUUCGGUUUUAUCUCCUGACAGUAAACCAAUUGCACCAUUGUAUGUUAUUUAUUGGUUUAUUCAUGUGAAAUGGUUUGAACUUCACGGACCGUUGAGGUAUUUUGUGAAGUGAAAGAUCACACACAUUGCCUUGAUGUCUUAGAGAUUCUCUGAGGGGUCCCUGAGCUAGUCCCUCAAUAGUCGUUAGACAAAUCCAUAUUUUUGACAAUUGAGUGGUUUGUGUACAUAUGGAAGGCUGCAGGUUCGCAAAGAAAAAAAAAACAUUUAUCCGAAUGGGAUUGUAUUUUAGAAAUAUAUUAUUUUAUUCAUUAAAAUGGGGACAAAAACAGGUACCGUAAGCAACAUAAACUGAAUAUUUGUAUAGUUUUCUUUGAAUGCCUAAGAAGUAUGGUUGUAUUGUUUGUACAUAGUGUAAAUAUCUGGGAUAAACUGAGAAACGUGCAUGAAGACAUGAACAAAGGUACACAAAUGGACUAAAAGCAUUAGUGGCUAUGCUCUGUAAAAUGAUUCAGACUAUUUCACUAUAAGAGUAUUUUAUUUUAUUUUGAAUGUUCUUGUGAAGAACAUUUUGCUAAAGCAUGACCUUAUUGCGAAAAAAAAAACUAAUGAUUAAAAAUACUGUAUUUAGAGUUAGGAGAAAAUCAGCAAAAUGAUCUUAAGGUUAAAGGUUCUGUUUACAUUUUUUGUUUAUAUCCAUAUUGUUUUGGGGCUACCAAGAAUCUUUUGCCAAUGGUGCCAAGUAAUGUGAAUGCUAUAUUGCUUAACAACAUAAUUAAGUUACUCUUUGCUUAACUGAUAAUCAAACAACAAAAUACAAUUUGCAUAAAAGUCAACACAUCACAAUUCGAAUGUCUACAGAAAGAGUUUCACUUCACAGCGAGAUAAUUUUUCUCUAAAGCAAAGUUCAAGUCUCUCACUUGUCCCUAUUUUAACAUCUUUGGCAACAUCCAAACUGCUUUGCUAUUGGCUAGCACUCACUGUAAGGCACAGAGCCUAGACAAAACCACAUCUGUGACAUCAUCUGUAAGGGAAGGGAACGAUUGGCUCCCAUGACAACUGGUAAAAUGGCUACCUUGUAACCAGAAAGCUCCAGGCCUUCUUGGCUAAAUAAGCUAUUCUUUUCUGUCUGAAUGGGACUUUACGUACAUAUCAGCUGGCUAAGUGUUAUGGUGUCACAGGAAAAACUGCUUUACUGUAUGCCAGAGGUUACGGAUGAUCAAGGAAACCAUCUAAAUGGUGUUCCCUGUCCACCACACAAACAGCAACAGUAACACGAAACACUAGGAACAAAAGCAGUAGUCUGGCACAAACUUGUAGAAACAAUAAAAAGAGGUGUGAACAUACUGUACCUAGGUGCUAACAAAUAUAAAUGUGGCAUCACAGAGAAGCCAGCUACUAUUGUUAUUAUUUGUUUUCAACCAAACACAUGUUUGUUUAGCAAUUGUUUGGCAAUUAUGCCACUCCUGUGGGUUUCACUUAGUGUUGCAACAGCUUUUGAUGGGGGAGCACUGUGGCUUUCUCUGAAUGCAAAGAUGCUGUUCGUGAGAAUGUCGAGGGCCAUGCCUGCAGUUAUGGCAUUUCCUAGGGUUUGAGUUGUAUUUGUGUGGAAUGUAUGGCAAAGACUAUCCUGUAUUCUCAAUGCUCUUUGUAUUGGUUGUAUGUCAGUUUUGCCAUUAUGCAAUAUUUUAUUUGUUGUGAUUUAUUUGUUUUUUUUUUAACAUCCAGAUGUAAGGAACUCUGUUUACUUUUUGCAUUCUGUUCCUUUCUAUGUACACUUUUGGUUUGGAGUGAUUAAGUGGGAAGUGCCUAAUCAACCUGCAUCUCGACUGUGGCAAGCUUUAGUUAGCAUGCGUCCCACACACACACACACACACACACACACACACCCAAACACACACACACACAAACACACACACAUACACACACACACACAGAGAGAAACACAUGCACACACACACAUACACACAGGUGGUAGAUGGUCAUAAGUAGAGGUCACAAACCUUCCUCCCACAACCUCCCACAAUCCUCAGCCCACACUCUCAUUGACAACAAGAAAACCUUUGUGUGUUUUUAUGCUUCCCUUGUUUUCACUGGCUCCAGGGUCUAUGCCAACACUCUGAAAUGCCAAUAGUUUGCCAGUGCUUUAGGACGUGAUGUCCUAUCUGUGCCACCAGCUUAAAAGAAUACCCACGACAGACAGAUCUCAUCAGUCCAUUACUCUUGCCUUGCAUUCAUCACUCCAGUAGAGGUUUAGGACGUCAGCUAUCGCACUGCUAUGGCACCUUGAGAAGGUCUUAUUAUGCUUGCAUGGUACAUAGAAACCUGGGUGGUCAAAGUGCACACCCGAAGCAUGCUUAUUUUUGUAGAAUCGGUAGCUGGUAGACUUGUUCAAGACGUGGUGUUCUGUAAAGCGCCGGACGUUGGUCUCACGUGUCGCAGAACUUUUUUCGAAGAGGGAGGGCAGAGGAGAAUCCUAAAACAAGAAAACGGAGAAAAAAAAUACUAAACUAAAAUGUCAAAACACUUAGCACCCGACAAGUAUUCACACAUGACCUUUGUUCAAUAAUUGUUUUAUGUUUCAUUUCAAAGUAGGUGAACACUGAUGUAGGCCUAGUUUCAGUUGUCCGAGGAAUCUCACAGUCCACAGAAUACACUCUCCCUGUCUGCAUAUCAAUGUGUGUAUGACAGCAGAGGCUUGGUCUUACCCAGUACAGACAGACAAGGAGAAACCUCACACACACACAUACACACUAGUCUCAUCGUAGCUUAGGGAGCUGCUAGCCUCCCACUGGUGUUUUUUUCUUCUACUCAGGGUGCCAAAAUGAGGAGGGGGAAGUGGGGCAGGUCACAGGGGAAGUAGCCUGUUGCCGAGGACACCCUCAGCAGGAUAGUCAGAUUGGCGGUCCCUCCUUGAGCAGUGUUCCCCUGCUACGAAAUGAGCCUGUGUGUCUCGAGAAGAAAACAACCGUGACUGUGAAACAAAAAAAGUAAUUUAGCCGUUUCCUUUUUUUUUCUCUUCGCUUUCCUCGCUCACGUUUUUUUCUCUAUCCAAAAUGGGCUGAUCUGCAAUACAACUACAAGACCAAGAAUGAGACCUCUCUCCUCUUAAACAAGGCACACAACAUGUAAUGCCAGGAAUUGGGUGAUGUGUUAAUGAAGCCAUUCACUCAGCCAUGUUUUAUCAGGCUGGUAAGGCUUUUUUCAAUUAUAAUUGGGCUGUUUGAUCCUGCCCCACUAUGAGGGCCAAAUGACAAUGGAGGUUUUGUCACAUUGUGACCCCCCAUUCUGCGAAAUAUGUUCCUUCUCAACAAAUUGUCUUUUUUUUUUAUCAUAACCAUCAAAUAUCUACAAGUAUCUACUGAUCAGUGAGAUAUGGAUAUGCUGCAGUUUCUGCUGUGUGUAUUCCACAGUAGCCAACCACUGCCAUGCAGUAGAGGAGUAGCAGAAUGGUAUUACGCUUUAAAAACACUCCCUGUCUGAAUGCUGCCCCUGUGAUCCCACUCCCGCACAUGUCUCCUGUAGUUACAUUAAGUUCAGUUUUCAUGUGAACACGUUUGUGUCAGAAUCUGCCUGGUUAUUGGCUUCAGGUUGGUCUCUGUGGGCUAUUGCAGGUCAGCUUACGGGUACCCCGUGCACUGACUCUCACGACACUCUGCAGAGAGCCAUUUCGGCAGACUGCCUCUCCUCCUCUUGGUCCUGGAACGCACCCGUGGUUUACACGUGCACAGGCACAUCAGUAACACAGGCCAGAGAAACGCUCAACAAAAACACGCAACUUUAGCUCUCACACAACGUUUUCCACUCAUGGACACAGAGCAAUAAACAUUUUCUUAUGAACUGGAGACCUGUUAAUCCUUACAAAACCAACCAAUUGGACACCCGUAUAGUUGACCUACUCUUAUGCAAAUGCCAGUAUUGCAGGAUUAGUACUCAGUAGUUUAUGGACAGCGAUUAUAUGACACCCUUUACCGAGCUGCACGUUUCAUCAUCUUCAGAAAGAAAAAAAAAAAAAAAACAAGAAACACCCAGAAAAAGACUACCCAGCCCUGCUUUUGUACCAGGCAGUGGGGCCUCCAACAUUUUGCAUGUAAGAUGACUAGUGUUAGAUCUCUUUUCCUCUCAUCUUCUUGCUCUCUCCCUCUCUUUCUCUUUCUUUCCUUCUCUCUCUCUCUCUCUCUGCCUCCCCUUGUUAUGUAGCCCUCUUCCUUUUCCUCCCAGUCUUCGUUUCACUGUUUGUUUUUUCGUUCUCCUAAUGUGUGUUUUUGCUUUUUUUUCUCUCUUUUACUCCCUCCUCUCUGGUUUAUAAGUUUUAUUUUUGUAAUUGUGCAUGUUAACGCGUCACUGAAACAAUGGAUAUGUUUAAAAAGAAAAAAAAGAAUUCAGCUGCUGAAGCCAUGCAAAACAUUUUGAAUUGCCCUUAAAAAUAUGAAAGAUGUUUUCUGAAUGCUUUAUAUUCUUUCUGCUGUAAAAUAAUAAAAAAAUACAAAAAUGAA